This is a messenger RNA of Penicillium diatomitis, 1518 nucleotides long. RefSeq names its product alpha-N-arabinofuranosidase. Gene Ontology annotation, molecular function: alpha-L-arabinofuranosidase activity. NCBI's taxonomy places the organism in Eukaryota, Fungi, Ascomycota, Eurotiomycetes, Eurotiales, Aspergillaceae. Gene Ontology annotation, biological process: polysaccharide catabolic process; L-arabinose metabolic process. The transcript has 6 exons. Bases 1 to 1518 code for a protein of 505 amino acids. The record is from RefSeq and is a predicted model, not a curated record.
AUGACUUCUUUUACAAAACUUGCCGACGAUGAGACCCCGACAAUUGCGGUGCAUCCCACCCGCAAGGUUUCGCAAAUCAACCCCAACAUCUAUGCAGGCUUUACCGAACAUAUGGGGCGAUGCAUUUACGGCGGUAUCUACGACCCAGGGAAUCCGCUGUCCGAUGAAAAUGGCUUCCGCAAGGACGUGGUAGACGCAUUGAAGGAGCUCAAUAUUCCCACCGUUCGAUAUCCUGGCGGAAACUUUUGCGCCACAUACCACUGGCUGGAUGGUGUUGGUCCUAAGGAUCAACGGCCUUCGCGUCCCGAGCUCGCAUGGCUGGGUACCGAGACGAAUCAAUUCGGAACGGAUGAGUUUAUGAAAUGGUGCGAAACUGUGGGCACGGAGCCCUAUUUGUGCUUCAACUUUGGCACAGGCACACUCGAUGAAGCACUUGCUUGGGUCGAGUACUGCAACGGCACUGGGAACACGUAUUACGCCAACAUGCGACGUAAGAAUGGCCGCGAAGAGCCCUACAAGGUCAAAUACUGGGCUCUCGGAAAUGAGGUUUGGGGUCCCUGGCAGGUAGAACAGAUGACCAAGGAAGCCUAUGCGCACAAGGCUUUGCAAUGGGCCAAAGCACUUAAACUUCUCGAUCCAAGCCUCGUUCUGAUCCUCUGUGGGCAAGACGGCACCGCCAGCUGGGAUUACUACACUCUGAAGCAGUGCCUCGUUCCUGCCCACUCAGCUCUGUCCACCAGCGCCGUGCCUCUUAUUGACAUGCACAGCAUCCACAUGUAUACCAGCUCCAACGAGCAUCUCCCCAACGCAACUGCUCCUCUGGCGGCUGAGCGCGCGAUCGAAAUCACCUCCGCACUGAUUGAUCUGGCGCGCGUCGAGAACAAGGUUCCUCCCUCGCAGCCCCGUCCAACCAUCUGUUUCGACGAGUGGAAUGUCUGGGACCCCAUUCGUGCCGAGGGCAGCCUCGGCGCCGAAGAAAGCUACACUCUCUCCGAUGCUCUGGCGGUGGCGAUCUGGUUGAACGUGUUCAUCCGCAAGAGUCGCGAUGUGGGCAUGGCGUGCAUUGCUCAGACCGUGAAUGUCAUCUCUCCGCUGAUGACUACCAAGGAGGGCAUCAUCAAGCAGACGACUUGGUGGCCCUUGUAUCUGUUUUCACGGUUUAUGCGCGGAUGGACGGUGAGUGCCCAUGUCUCGUGCGGUGUGUACGAGGGCGAGACGGCGCCCGGGUGGCUGCGCAGCGCUAUGGAUACCCCUUGGUUGGAUGUGAGUGCCUCGAUAGGAGAGGAUGGGUUUGUGAGUCUGGUGGUGGUGAAUAUCCACGAGAAGAGAGGGUUCGAAACCAAGAUGGAGGGGGUCAGGGGCUCUGUGGAUGUGUACACGGUCACGGGGGAGGGUGUGCAGUCAAACAACAUGAAGGGCCAGGAAGAAGUGAGUAUUCGGGAGUCCAAGUGGGAUGGCGGUGAUCACUAUGAGUUCCCGAAACACUCGAUGACUCUGAUGCGGUGGAAGGCCGAAUAG